This is a messenger RNA of Peronospora matthiolae, 5307 nucleotides long. NCBI's taxonomy places the organism in Eukaryota, Oomycota, Peronosporomycetes, Peronosporales, Peronosporaceae. The record is from the annotation of a GenBank genome assembly.
AUGCGCGACGAUUCGAGACUGAUAAUUAUCAGUCUCAUCGUUGCUGGAGUUAAACGACCACUUCGAGCGUUGUUGGAUUCGGGUGCAUCCAACAACUUCUUUCGAGCAUCAUGUUUGUCCCUUCUCCCGUCGACAGUUACGGUUCGAGAAGGUCCAGGUGACAUCGUUGUCAAACUUGCUGAUGGACAACCACAGCGUGUCCCGCGUAAAACAGUGGUUUUGCCGUACACGUUCGACGGCUUCCAAAGUAAUGACGAAUUUUUGGUGUACGAGAUGAAUUAUGCAUUCGAUUGCAUCUUGGGGAUACCGUGGCUGUCACGAUAUCAGCCGACGAUAGACUGGCUAUCUCGGUCCGUCAAACGACGAAGCGGUUACGACGUAAGUGAAGUUUUCACUCAUCUGUUGGUAGCGCCAUCCGAUUGGCCUCACGUCAGGGUCGUGAACGAACUCGCCACGACUAGAAGUCAGCACAGAGAGAGCGAUGGCCCUCUGUGUCCGGUAUGUUCAGUCACACUGAUAGAACCACAACACGAGGCGGUUGAACAGAGGUUCCCGCAAACCCAGACAUCGGUCGAGCAGGGGCUCCCGAUUCACAACGAGACGGUCGAACAGAGGUUCCCGCAAACACAGACAUCGGUCGAGCAGGGGCUCCCGAUUCACAACGAGGCGGUCGAACAGGGGUUCCCGCACACACGGACAUCGGUCGAGCAGGGGCUCCCGAUUCACAACGAGGCGGUCGAACAGGGGUUCCCGCACACACGGACUUCGGUCGAGCAGGGGUUCCCGAGUUCUAGCGAGGCGGUCGAGCAGGGGCUCCCGCAUACACACACAACGGCCGAGCAGAGGCUCCCGAUUGUAACCGAGGUGGUCGAGCAGAGGCUCCCACAUACAUCUGAGGCGGUCGACGACGAGAUCCCGCCUCUUAUCGACGAGAAUGAACGGGCUGUGGACUUAAAUGUGAACGACGUGGUGGAGACAGAGCUCCCACGUCUAGCGGGGGGGGUACUUCAUCCUCCAGCGACAGCGACGUUCCAGCCUCGAGCAGUGACUCAAGACGCAAGAGAAAGCGUAAACGCAAGAAAGGCCGGCGACAUCGAGCAAGUGUGCAUCAUAUCAGCCGCCGAAGCAGCUAGUGGAGAAGUUCUGGAGGCUCGCCCAAAGAGCGCUGAGCCCAAAUCAGCGCGCGAAGAACGUUUCGUGGCACAGUCUUGGGAAGCCCUUCGUGCUUCGGGCAACCCUGUCUAUGAUAUUGCGCGUGAGUAUGCCGACAUCUUUCCGGAGAAUAUCCCCGCUGAGCUUCCAGCGGAUCGUGGUGUGCGACACGAGAUCGAUCUCGUGCCAGGAUCGAAGUAUUGCGUGACGCGGCAGUGGCCGCUACCGCGUGACCAAGUCAUCGCAAUUGAUGAAUUUUUUGAGGGCCGCCGUAAGGCAGGACACGUCCGCGAAAGCAUAUCGCCACAUUCGAGUCCGACUUUCUGUGUGAAGAAAGCCACCGGCGGUUGGCGCAUCGUGCAUGCUUUUAACAAGUUGAAUGACGCCACGAUCCCGGCUCAAACACCAAUUCCUCGGAAAGACAUGGUACUGGAUACCAUGUCCGGCAGCGAGAUUUUUAGCGCCAUAGACCUGACAGACGGGUUUUACCAGAUUUUAAUGAGGGACAGUGAUAUCCCGUUCACCGCUGUCAGCACACCGAGUGGGAUGUUUUGGGAGUGGCUAGUCAUGCCACAAGGCCUUAAGAACGCUCCAGCAACGUUCAACCGGAUGGUGACACAAGUGCUUCGGCCACUACGUGAUUUCGCUCCAAGUUAUUUCGACGAUAUUUUUGUUCACAGCCGCGCUGAGCAACAACUCAGCGCUACGGAGGUCCACCUUCGGCAUUUGAAACAGGUGUUCCAAGUGAUGCGCGAAAACAAACUGUACGCAAAUUUGAAGAAGUGUGUCUUCUGUGCUCCCGAGAUUCCAGUUCUUGGAUGCUAUGUUAGCAAGGAGGGUGUCCGUGCUGAUCCUGAGAAAGUGUCAUCGAUAUGUUUCUGGCCUACGCCCAGGAACCAAACGGAACUACGCCAAUGGCUUGGCUUGGCCAAUUACUUGCAUAAGUAUACGAAGAACUAUGCAGAACUAAUCCAGCCACUAUCGACUCUACUGAAGAAAGACGCAGUUUGGUCAUGGAAAGCUGAACAUCACUCUGCCUUCAACUCUGUGAAAAAGAGCUUGUCUGAAGCACCAGUGCUGAUGUUGCCUGAUGAUUCCAAGCCAUUUCACGUCGUCUGUGAUGCGAGUGAUUUCGCUAUUGGAUGUGCCCUCAUGCAGUUUGACGAUGAGGGCCGAGAGCGCGUCGUGAGCUUUCAGUCACGACAGAUGAAACCCGCAGAGCGGAACUAUCCGGUACAUGACAAGGAACUUUUGGCUAUGCGUUACGCGCUGAUCAAGUUCAAAGUAUAUUUGCUCGGCGAGAAGAUGUUUUCGGUCUAUACAGAUCACGCAUCAUUGCGUACCGCCGUCAAGACUCCCCACUUGUCCCAGCGUAUGGCACGUUGGUUGUCAUACUUCUCAGAGUAUAAUUCCGUGGUCUUUUACAAACCCGGCAAGAACAACAUUCUUGCUGACGCGCUUUCUCGACGUCCCGAUUAUGAUCCUCGACGUGACAUGGGUCAUCAGCCAGGCAUUGCUGAAGACGAGGACGACGACAUUUGUUUAUGCUGUGCUGAGCAGGGGCUCAAUGCAAUGAUUUCGACACCUGAGCUGUCAAUCCGGACUCAAAUCGCUGAGUCAUAUGCGAACGAUUCAUUCUACACGGGAAUCAUCAAUUAUCUUCGACACCCUAGUGAGGGUUCACUCGCGAAGUUGACGAAACCAACGCGUGACAACAUCAAGCGGUACGCGCUUGAUGGUCCGCUGCUGACUUAUACAAUGGACGUUUUCGACCCACCGCGCGUCGUCAUCCCUGCUGAUGACGACCUCCGCGCACGAUUGGUGCAUGAAUUUCAUGACACUCCAACUGGUGGUCAUUUGGGUCGCGAGAAGACGUUCGCGGCCAUCUCUCGUGUGUUUUUCUGGCCGCGUAUGUACAAAUACAUCCAGAAAUGGGUACGCUCUUGUAUAAUAUGCCAGCGUGUGAAGCCUGCGCCGUCUUCACAAGCUCCAUUGCGUCCGCUUCCGAUUGCCACGGAAGCCUGGCGUUCGGUCAGCAUGGAUUUCAUCUUUGGUCUCCCUCCGGACGAACAGAAACGCACGGGCGUAUUGGUUUUUGUGGAUCGAUUUAGCAAAAUGGUGCAUUUUGCUCCAGUCUCCGCGCACGUUACGGCGGAGACGACCGCGCAGAUCUUCAUCGUUCUCAUAUUUCGACAUCACGGCUUGCCUGAAUCAAUUGUUUCGGACCGCGACCCGCGCUUUACAUCAGCUUUUUGGGCAACGUUGUUUCAACUAUUGGGCACGCGACUGCUUAUGUCUACGGCAGCCCAUCCAGAGACGGAUGGGCAAACGGAGCGCGUGAACAGAGUGCUUGAAGAUGUACUACGCAGUUAUGCGACAUCGUUCCAGUCGUGGAGUUCGUUUCUCCCUCUCGCUGAAUUUGCAAUCAACAACGCAAUUCAUGCGUCGACUGGGUUAACGCCAUUUCUCGUGAAUAACGCGAGGCACCCUCGCGUUCCAGCGCUUCUUGCUCUUUCAGCUUCAGCACACCCAGUUUCUCAGCUUGGUGGGGGAGUAUCUCCCGAUGACACUACGCGAAAAAUUUUGAUGAUUGGUAAUGUUGAAGACAAGGUUGCUGCCGAUCCAACUCAUACUGUUAAUUUCGUGGCCAAUGGCAUAUCGAGUCCCGACGCGAUGCAUCCCAUCGCGUCUCCCGUCGCUAAUUUUGCUCCUAAAGAGUCCACUUCUCCUGUAAGUUCGGCUGCUGUGACCGAAUUCCUAUUACUACGGCAAAGUAUCACGCGUUUUGUACGCGAUGCACUCCAAGAAGCAGUGGAUAAACAAAAGGAGAACGCGGACAAGCGAGGUCGAAAGAACUUGCUGACGUUCAAAGAAGGUGACAGAGUCUUACUAUCGACAAGCGGAUUACCAGACACGUCAGUAACGAAUUUGGGCGCUAAUAAAUUAGCGCCAAGAUAUAUUGGGACCUUUCGGAUUGUUGAAGUCCAUGGAGAUGCUUACACGCUAGACAUACCUACCACUAUGCGUUUGCACCCGACAUUCUAUGUCGGGCGCCUUAAGGCUUACCAGCCGGCGGAUCUCCCUUCGGUCCUUCCUCACUCGUCUGUAUCGGCUCAAAGUCCGACACCCCCUGCCGACGACGCUGACGACGACUGGGACCAAGUCCUAGACGAGCGCGAGCAGACUCAUUCUGCUGGGGUCCACCGAACGCAGCAGUCUCGAGCUGUCGCAGACGCUCCACCAAGCCCUGCUGCUCCCGUCGGGUUCUCUCGGCAGCCUCUGUCGCAGCUGCUGAACGAUCUCGAGCCCUCUCGGCCAUCUCACGGGCAUCCAGAAGGCCGUUCAUCGCCUCCUCAGUGUCAGCACGAAGGAAACGAAGCUCGUCACUCGACGGCACAGGCGCCCGAUUAUGAGAAUCGGCGCCCAACCCAAGAAGCCUUCCGUCGUGAUGCUCCUCCUCCCUUGGUAGAUGCAUCGGGUGAGCGACGCUGGAUUGUGGACCGUAUCGUCGGCCAUGAAGACCCCACGCCUCUUGCGCCGAGUAGUGGCUCGGCGCCAUCGAAGAAUCGUUCAGAAACGCAUUACAAGGUCCGAUGGUUGGGUUAUUCACCAACGGAAGACACGUGGGAGCCUCGAAGUAUGCUGGCUCACGAUGUUCCUGACGUCGUUGAGGAGUACGAGACCAGUAAGAGGUCGGCGAACGCGACCGACGCUGCUGACUCCUUCCACGAUCCCGCGAACCGUAACGUGCGUGAAUUGGCGAUCGACGACGAUCUCCCGAGCGACUCCGACGUCUUCUACGAGGCUCGGGAGCAUUUGGAUACCUUGACGGUCGAGAGCGACUACGAGAACGACCUUGGUGGUCGUAAGACAAACGAUCUCGACUACGUGAACGCCUCCAUUGAUCGACAGGGCGUUCCCUCAUGUGACGCAACGCAGAUACUUGGAGCUCUGAGAGGCUCCUCUCAUAGCGUCCGAUCCAUGGUCGGAUGUGCUGGGGCAUUCCCCGUGCACACACCAUGUCGUCCCAUUCCUGCCGCAUUGGUCGCGGUCUCUCCAUGUGACACCGUGGACACCCUUCACGGACAUGGACGUAACACAUGUGGAACCCAUCACGAGUCAAAUGACAUACGCGUCGUCGUAAGUCGCCAAUAG